Molecule: messenger RNA, 592 nt
Organism: Rhizopus microsporus ATCC 52813
Lineage: Eukaryota; Fungi; Mucoromycota; Mucoromycetes; Mucorales; Rhizopodaceae
Exons: 2
Molecular function (GO): DNA binding
Source: RefSeq, a predicted model, not a curated record
AUGGAAAACAACAACCAAAGUACAGCCAACUGCUCUUCCUGCCAUGCACCUUUACCCAUUGAUUCACGUCAUCAUACCUGCCAAGCAUGCAGAGAACGAGUAGCAGCAUCUCGCCGCAGACGUCUUGCCGAAGACCAACAAGAAGAAGCUAGCGUUGCUACUAGACCUAGAGGCAGACCAAGAAGAACAGUCGAGUCCGUUGAUGCUGAAAGUAGACCCAGAGGCAGACCCAGAUCUGACCAUACCAACAGUAUGCCAGCCGCAUACAUCUCACAGAUAUCCCGCCUUCGUCCUUUGGACCUUGGACAUGAAAGGCAAGAGAUAUCUUCAAUGAGAAAUCCCAGCUGGGAGUCAUGCUGCAAGCAGGGGUCAGCCCAGUUGCAACUCUUGCCUGAUCCACCUGAGUACUUGAAGAACUUGCUCGAACGUACGGAAACUCAAGGCCGUCACUUUAAGGACAACCUUCGCCAGUACAACGCUGCCUUUGCCUUUACUUCGUUGGGCUGCGAUAUUGUUUCGCCUGAGGAUCGUGCCAACAACAACAACAACAACAACAGCAGCAGCAGCAGCAACAACAACAAUAACAAUAGAG